This is a messenger RNA of Aethina tumida (small hive beetle), 11731 nucleotides long. RefSeq names its product intermembrane lipid transfer protein VPS13B (gene Vps13B). The transcript is spliced from 30 exons. The record is from RefSeq and is a predicted model, not a curated record. Bases 143 to 11647 code for a protein of 3834 amino acids. NCBI's taxonomy places the organism in Eukaryota, Metazoa, Arthropoda, Insecta, Coleoptera, Nitidulidae.
GUUUAUUAUCAUGUUUAAAUAAUUAAUUCAUUAUCUAUAAUGUCACGAAUAUAAGCCUGGAAAAUGAGGCGGUUUUAGCUUAACGAUGAUCAAUACUUAAUCGCCGACUAAUGGACUUCUACAAUAGGUGAUUUUCGCCGAUAUGUUUAAACUGGAGUCGUACAUCACUCCCAUAUUGCUCAGUUAUGUCGAUCGGUACAUUAAGAACUUCAAACUUGAAGAUUCUCAAGUAUCAUUAUGGGGCGGAGACGCAUCAUUUCACAACUUAGACUUGCGAUUGGAUGUGUUAGAACAAGAGCUACAUCUACCCUUUAGUUUUGUGUCUGGUCAUAUUAGGGAAUUACUUAUACAUGUACCAUGGACUAAACUAAACUCACAACCAAUUACCAUAACUAUUAAUACUAUAGAAUGCAUAUUAAAAUUAAGAGGGACAGACUCUACUGCUUCUCCAGAAGCAGCAAGAGCUGCCAGGGAAAAGCAAAAAAGGCCAAGCACAAAGCAAGAAGUUGAAGCCCCACCUGGUUAUGUCCAAUUAUUAAUAAAUAAAAUAGUUAGUAACAUAAGCAUAUACUGUAAUAAUUUAAUUUUAAAAUAUGUGGAAGAAGACAUAGUAAUGUCUAUGAAUGUUAAACACCUGAAAUUUGAAUCAGCAAAUGAGAAAUGGGAACCAGCAUUUUCAGAUCUUUCCCCAGUGCAGGUAAUGCUCAGAAAAAUAGUAGCCGUGAAUGACUUAACCCUAUGUCUGGACAAGAGGAAUGCAGCCGGAAAAAUCGACAUUUAUCAAGAGCCUAUGCUAUACAGAUGCUCAAUGACGAUGCAUCUGCUGAGACACUAUCACUCAGCCACUGCCAGCAGAGCCUCAACAACCAGACUAGAUAUUUAUUGCAACAAAAUGCAGUUUAGCAUGACUGAACAACAAGUGCCAAUGCUGAUGCGUUUAAUAAUGCUACUCUACGCACUGCAGCAAAAACAACUGAAGCCUGACAACGUUACCCCAAUUGUGUCUCAAAGUUCGCUGGCUGAAAUCAGAGAUAUGACGGAACAGACUGAAACUUGGACGGGGUGGGCGUGGUCCUACGUCUCGUCCGUCCUGCCAAUGCAGUGGGAGGAGGACUGGAACAAUCAACAGCCAAGUCCAAGUGGACACACUCUACAAAUCGGAUUUUACGUCGACAAUUUGUCGAUUACCUUCAAGGUGUCGGAAACCAGCCCGUCCGACCGCGGUUACUACUCCCAAAAGAAACUGAAAUACUGGCCUAUGCUUCAGCUUCAACUGCAAGGUAUUUACAGCGAGACGAUCACCCACGGCAUGAAAUGGUUGAACGCGAGUUUUGGCAUCGGCGAGGCCUUGUUGUUGCCGCAGGGUUGCUGUAGUUGUGCCCAGGAGGAGGUCAAGGAUGGAUCUGUACCAGUUCCCUACCUGAAACUAGGUGCUGUCACGAAUUUCCACAAAACGGACUCGCUGUUCGAUGCUGAGGCGGUGGAGAACAAGGGUGAGAGGCGUAACUACAACCUGUCAUGGGAUUAUCACAUGAUGACGUUCACCGAGUCCGUGCUGUUGGAACGGACCUCUGCUUUUGCUUUGGACUACGUCUAUCAGAUGGAAUUGCCGGAGGAUAUGACCAGUGAACGAUUGUCUGAAAUCGGAAGCGACUACGAAUUCAGUAACCUUUCGGAAAUGUCCAACUUGAGGGUGUGCUUUGGGCCCUUUAAGUUAAAGUUGUGUUCGGGAUUCUUUCACCGGAUACAGUCCUUGAGAGUCGCAGCUUCCUAUUACGAUUAUGCACCGUACAGUACACCAAAACCAGACCUAGGUCUUAACGAACUCUUGCCACCGUCAGAAGACGAUUUCGACGCCUUAAACGCAUAUAUUUCGGGCCGUUCAACCAGAAUCACCUUCUUCGCACCGAUAAUUGAAAUGCAACUGAUGGACCAUCCCUUCUUCCUCCCCACAAAAGGCACCAUAUUCAGAAAACGGAAAAAGAACUCAGCAGCUUCGGCACCCAAGAUUUUGCCGGAACUACCUAAAGUCACGGUGGAAUGUCAGUUCUUAGACGUGACAAUUACAACUCCCAUGUACGUGAACAGAUUGGUACACACGACAUGCCAGUUGCCAGAUCCGCCGCCCCAAAUGUUCGACGCCUGUUACUACAAGGUUUCUGUUAAGGUUCUCGGACUGUGCAGCAAAUUAUUGAUCAACCCCCAGCGACACACUACGAUCAUAACGCCUUGCAGCGCAUCUUACUUUUCCAAAAGCAUUUUAAAACCUCAAUACUGGAUCAACUCGAACAUUCCUCACAGAGAACGCACCUUCGAAUCCGAAGGCGUGACCUUAAACGCCACCAAGGCGAAAAUGAUGGUGGUCUGCGAAAUUAUAGACAAGAUGAUAAAGCUGGAUCCGUGCGGAACGGUGAACUCCAUUCACAACACCACGUUGCUGAUUGACGCGUCCAAAGAUUUCGGUUUGCCGUACAUAGAACUGUGCGUUGAAGGCAUCAGGUUCAGACAAGUCACCACCAACACCACCGUUUCGACAGAUAUGAGCGCCGGGUCCAUCAAAGCCUUCAUCCUGGAACCGCUUGAGAUAAAAGUCAAGGGACGGGAGGGUUUCGUUUCCAGGGACAUACAACAGGUGUUGUUCAUCUCUGGGCCGGAACCGAGGAAGGAUCAGCCCGUUAAAAGUCUGGCGGAAGAAAUGCCCUUGUUCUCCGCAACCGUUCAAUAUCCGCUAGAUCCGGACGUGCAAGCACACCCGCCAAUUUUGGUGUUCAAUUUGCAGGAGAUCCGGAUAUGCGUGGAUCCGAUGCUUUGCAGGUGGAUGCUGUACUCGCCCAAGCAGGUGCCGCAGAAUAAAUUAGACUUUUUGGACUCGAUUCACAAGAGGAAGAACAUUUCGGAGGCGAGUGGAAGUAUCAUAGAGACGCCCAGGAAGUUCAGUCAAUUGGAAUCAGUCCACAGUAGUUCAGAGAAAGAGCUGACCGUAAGUGUGCCGUCGAAGAAAAUUAAAAUUCAGAAAGAAGGUGAAGUGGAUGUUCAAGAGCAUAUUUACAAUGUUCUGAAAAAAUGGUUUGACGUUUGGAAAGGAAUGUUAUUAUCGGGUGAUAUAUCCCAAUGCACCAUCUACUUCCCAAUGGAAUCACUUUCGGCAGUUGGAGCUCAAGGCAUUCAAGAGGCAAUUGAACAGGCGAUAAACAGAAACAAUCCGCCAGAAAUUAUGAUAAUAACAUUGCCAUUCGCCAGCAUCAGAAGCCAGAAACGUCACAACAUCCAAAACUAUUUAAAAUCUCUACCGGUGAUUCUGCCCGAAAACAUUUGGACAUCGGACCGCUCCAGCUUUCCUUGGACCAUGUCCAUCUCAGACCUAAGUUGUUACUCCAUCCAAUUCGGCAAAAAACUAACAUUCCUUCAACCAGUCUCGUUGAACGCAACGGUCGGAUUGUCAGCGAAACCUUGCAAAGAGAAAGCCCAACCGGAAAACGAAAUAACCGGACCAAGUAACAAAAAAGAUUUAGGCUAUUUGGGAAUAUGCGUUCACAUCGAUAUGACUCCUGUAGUCAUAAGCACUUGCGAAGUCCAAGUAUAUUUGUUCGCCAGCAUUUUAUACGGGCUGAUGGAAGUUGUGACCAAUUUAACACCAGACAAACCCAAUUGUCAGAAAGCCCCUGAAUUAUUACCUCCUUUGCCGCCGAAAAGCGGUGGUUCGACUCUAACCCCGACUCUCAUAAGGGAAAGUACGGAAUCCAUGAGCGAAACGACGCCUCCCAUCACUUCGCAAACAGAAAUCAUGGACAAGGAUAACGUGCGGCUCACCGCUUGGGUACAGUGGACCAUCACGAGGUUUACGGUGGAACUGCUGAGCGACGAGUACAAAGUCAAAUGCGGUGAGGACCCGGAAAACAUCCAUCCGCAUUUGAAGCUGGUCAUCGACGCGGAGGAUAUUGUCAGCUCUUUGGACUUCCAAAGCAUUUAUUUAAAGAUUAAAAGCAAAAUCGGCUCCCUUUCAAUCCAACACUACAAACGCAGUACACCCAACUCCCAUUGGCGUCCGGGUCCGUUUUCUGGUAUUGUCAUGCGGUUACAAGAAGACGUCUCAACGGGACAAAGGCACGAGGACAACGGUUUCAUCAGCAUCACAAUAACCAGGGCCAGUUGCAAGCAUACGCACACGUUGUGGGGUGCCGUGCAGAAGAAGCAGAAGGACAAGAAAUCGGAAUUGUUUAACAUGAUGUCUACGACCAGAUACAUAACGGAAAUCGUCGUAAACAUCCAGCCAAUCGAUUUCGUGCUGUCGCUCAAGACUUUGAGGAGCUUUUAUUUGGUUCUGGCGCCCCUUUUGCAGAUACCUAAGCCGAAAAACAAGACGGAAACUGAGGGUACUGUUCUGUCCUAUCUUAACAAUCAGGUGUUACCAUUGGCUUAUGUGGAAUGUCAAGAUAUUAGGGUGAUAAUGCCCAGUUGUGAGCUGGGUUCCGCCAAAACGGGCCACGACGUUUACGUAUUGCAAGUACACAGGAUUUCCUUGAAUCCCACAGCCGUUAAUCCCAUAAUUCGAGUACCAGUACGACCUGACAUUUAUGAACAAGCUGCUCACGCACGUAUUCUCAACAUUCCUGGAAGUGACGUGGAAGAUCGCCAGUAUCAACUGGACAUAAUCGGAAUGUCAAUUAGUACAGGCCCUUGGGAGGAUAUAGAUCCUGUUUUGAGCAGCAGUAACAGCGUUAAUUCAACAUUAAGGGCACUAAGCGAAAAUCCUGCUUUGGAAUGGAACAAUUUGGAGCAAGGCCAACCCAACAUGACACCCAUGUUAAACCUAUGGCCAGUUACUGACAAGUUCGACAUUUCUGUGGUGGCGGCCCCGGCUAUGAUCUACCAUGAUCACACAGUAAUCUGCGGCAACUCCAUGGAAGUAAACUUUGUGACCGACAUUUUCGUUUAUUUAUCCUUAGAACAAAUCAAAUUGUCGUCUGCUUUGGUGGGUGAAUUUUUCUAUCUAUUAGAACCUUUUAUUCUGAAGGACGAAAUUUCCAAAAGACCUAAGAUUAAAUUGCCUUACACCUCAGAGAAAAUCUCCGAAACUAUUUAUUAUGAAUACGAUGACGACGAUGCGGAUGCUCAAAGAGAUUCAGGGAUUGAUACGUCGGAUAUUCGCAGUUUAACGUCGUUUAAAGCUAUUGCUCCUACUGGUGGAUCAGUGGUGGUGCCUACCAUAUCAGAAAGUGAAAGAUUGUACGUAUUUCCAAGGCCACCGAAUCCUCUUCCACCGGCUCACAAUGUUGUUCCGGUCGAAGUGCUUAUAACGGCAGGAAAAAUUAUCUUGUCACUGUAUCAGAUGGACAGAAGCGAACGGGGACGGUCUCUUUACCUUAAAAGAAAAAAAUCAUCAAAAGAAGAUCAAUCAUAUCAAUCGUCAGAAGAAACAACGGACACGGAAAACAGUAAACUCUACACACCCCUAAUUUACGUAGCCCUAAACCAACCCAAUUGUUUCAUUUCCAAGCAACACAUGGGCAGAAAAUUCCAAAUUUCAUGCUUCGACCUCAACGUCAAAUUCACGGACCCCGAAUUUUCGCCAGUGGAUCAUGUGCCAAUCGAACCAGACUUCCCCCUCAGUCUGGUUGAAACAAAGUCCGGCUCUCCCGACCCCAAUACUGGCAUUUUGCCCGCCUUCCUUACAUUGAGACUUACGAGAGGUUUGACCCGAAACGCCACCUUGGACGUGGACAUUUCGCGACCAAUUAAAAUACUUUGCUCUUCAUCCAAGUGGUCGCACCUGGCCAAGAUCAAGGACCGAGUGACGCAGGCAUUCAAAACCGACACCAGAACCAGUUUCGUGAGUGUCACGUCCGAAAACAAAUCGUAUCACUCGCAGGAUGUAACGUUCGGCGGAGUCAAGAGCAUAAAGUACGGCGAAACGUACGCCAAGUUUCAGGAAAUGAAAGACGCCCUGUGCGGAAUCCAGGCGAUUAACGUGCAUUGUUCGCAGCUUCUUUUCGCCAUGAUCAGUCGUACAGGCCACGAGGUCAAUUUGAGUUGCAACAGCAUGAGAAGCGAACUUGUUCUGUGCAGUCGUCCGGAGAAAAUCACCAAUUCCUUCACGUUGAAGUGUUUAACUCUGACGGUGGUCAAGGAGAACUUCAGGAAGAUCCUGCUGAAUCCAUGGACGUUGACGUUCGAGCUUUGCUUGUUUUGGGAAAGCUGGCAGACAGCAGAAAGCGAACCUAAGAUACAACUAACGGCAGAAAGCGAUUGUAUUAUAUUCGACGUCAGUCCUGCGCACGUGCAGUGCGUCCAGAUGGUUUUGAAAGACUUGCAAGAGUUUAUCAGCAAAUUACCGAAGAAGGAAAGGGAAUGGAAACAACCGGAACCUGUUUCGGACAAAGAUCAACAUUAUAAAGACGAUUUAAGGGCUGGCGCCUUCCAAUUCGUGGACGCAAACAGCAACACUACUGACGAACUACCCCUGCCGUAUCAAGUCAUGUUCUGGACCAAAGAUAUAUCCGCCAUGGCUUGGCGUUAUCCACAACCUCGAGCUCUUACGAAAGUCAGAGUAUUUCCCGUGCCAUACAAAAUCACUAUGGACACCGAGGAUGACUUGGAAGUUCUGUGCAAACUGGAGUACUGGAGCGACGUCAGGAACUGUUAUCUACCUUACACGGAAUUUUAUUUGUCUGAGAACGACGUGUGUCACCUGAACUUGCCCAAAAGCCACCCCCAAAUAAUCGUAGCCUGCACUUGGCGAGUCGUUAUAAACACCUUCAACAAAUCGGACGACGACAAAAACUUCCAAGAUGUUUUUGUAUCGCCACGAGCUUUAGCCGCCUGCAUGCGCAUCGAUUCUUACUUCAACCGCAAUUUAAUACCCAACUUUUCCGCCGCCCUUUACAUAACUAAAAUCGACGUCAAUUUGUACAGUUACAUCAACAAGAAAUCUGAACAGCAAUUGCCCAAGUGUUUGCGAAAUUACAAACCUGACAUUUUAAUUCCGGAAAAUCAAAAAUUUUUAGUCCUGACUUGGGACAACCUUACUUCUUAUUUAACCAGCUGGAACAUGGAAAUGUUCUCGUUCGAAAUGAGUGCCUCAACCAAGUCCAGCGUUUUAGACUACACAUAUUUAACGGAACAACCCCUUUUGGACCCGUUCACCUACAAAUUAGAAGUAAGCAUGUCUGAUAGUUUGCGCCUAAACUUUCUUUCAAGACCAAUACAGUUGAGAAUCGGUCCGAAUAUCGCACAUACUUUAGCAGUGAGCGGCCAAUUGUGGUCUCAAAGUGUUACAAACUCCGAAAAAAAUGACUUCAUUAUAGUGUCAAGGUACGUGGUUUGUAAUGACACCAACGUGAACAUCAGGUUCGGCCAAACUUCUACAGACGAAGACAUUCUUCUGAUGCCCAGGCAUUUUCAUUUAUAUUGUUGGAGAACGCAGAAGAGGAAGCAGGAAAUGAGGAUUGCUUUGGAACAGAACGAGUGGAUUUGGAGCAGAACCAUUAAAAUCCAACAUGAUGGCAUACAAGUGGUAAAAAUGAGCUCUGGCCAGAACUUAAGGAUUUUAGUCACAAUUAAAUCUUUGUCUUCAACGCAAAAACAAAUAAUCUUUUCAGCACAACUUACUGUGGCAAAUAUGUUGUUGGAACCAUUCGAGUUCAAGGUGGUGACGGCACAAACUGACAAAGAAAGUAAAGAAACUGAAUUUAAGUCGGCCACAGCCCACGUCAUUGGACCCAGACUACCGACCCCAUCAAUCCUACUAAAUACCGAUAAGGAAUACUUUCUGCGAAUGCGUUUUUACGGCUUGGAAUCGACAUGGACGGGCGAUAUACCCCUCAGAGAACACACCACGGGUUCGCAGCCCUGGUUGGUGAAAGUACCGUUGCAGGAGAAGGGACAGUUCCUGAGCAUCUGGGUCAGGGUGGUGACACAAGAGAUCGACAGUACGAACAGGAUCCUGGCAAUGUUGUGGCCACUGUUCGCGAUCCGGUCGAGUUUGCCCAUUAAUGCGGAGGUGCACAUCGAAACGCCGACGUUGAAGGUGCAGUUGGAUUCAAUCGUGAGAGGUAAAGGGGAGGUGCAACAACUAUACUGUCCCGGAACUAUUGAUCAUUCCCACAAUUUAUCCUUCAAGCUUGAAAAUGGCAUUACAACGCCCACUCCUUAUGUACCGUUGCACUAUAGUCUGGUGGACCAACAAAGCUUCUUCAGGAACAUGGACACGGAAGAUGUGGACCACAUACUGGAAGUUCUGGCCGACUUUAACGAAACUAAGUGGCCGAAUUUCGGGGAUGAACUCGACAACAUCGAUUGGAUCAUCGGCGAACAACCCAUGACACACGUUAAAGUGAGAUACAGAAACGCUUGUCAGUACUCGAGUUCCUUGAUGCUGGAACUUUAUCCGUGGUGCAUGAUCGUGAACACAUUCGGCGGCCCAGUCAGUUUCCUGUUGAGCAGAAACAAGGUGAACCUGUGUCGUAUUCCGCACAACGGGAUCGUCGCUCCUCCCACCAUGGAGGAGAACUUCCACAUUUCUGUGCACAUAAAAGGCACCUGGUACACGUCGGCGCCCCUGCAACUUGCCAAAUCCGAUUGGAGCCAAACUUUCUACAUGCCAAAGAUCACCGGAACCAUUCCGCUAGACGGAAACGUCACCGAAGCUAUUUACUGUGAUAAAUACGUUGCCAUGCUUUCCAUAUCCAGCACCAUUUCCAACGAGAUAAGACUGUUACGAGUGGCGUCCACUCAUGUGCUGUGCAAUUUGACUAACAUUUCGCUGCAGGUUUUGUGCUUUGUCAUUCCUGACGUUGAAGAAAUCUUCGAGCUACCGUUCAGUACGAAAGUUAGUACUGUUAACGUCCGGCCUACUCAAGAACAUGACGGAGUUUCUAUUAAGAGAUGGUUGAAUGUAACUGGCGAGUUUGAUAACGUAGACUUUGCCUUUUACAUGACGUUCUCAAUCAAACCUGAGCUGGGUUGGUCUUGUCCAGUCAGGGUGGAUAAGCCAACUGUAAGAAGAAGUUUGUGCCUCUCUGAUGACAAAUUUGCGGUUCCAAUUUGUUUGACAACAACAGAACAUAAAGGCCAAACAUUUGUUGCCAUUAAUCACGAUCCAAGGCCGCAAAUAUUUAUAGAAAACAAGAGCAACGUUCAUUUAUUGUGCGCACAAAUAUCCCCAGAGUAUACGACGGUAAAAGAAAGUCAGCAUUUCGAAUGGAACUGUGAGAUCUUGCCAAAUUCCAGUAUUUAUUACACGAUGCCGUUGAUGUCGGAAAAGUUUCCGGAAAUUCCGCCGACCAACUAUGCGGAACUACUGUGCUUCGGAAGUAAAAACAAAAAUGAUGGAAAAAAAGUUAAGUGGUCUGAACACAUUAAUAUAACUGUGGACAAUGAGCAGUUCCUAAGGGUACCCUAUUUUGGUGACCUUAAAGUCUCAAUUAUUAAUAACGCCAUGUUUACUCACAUUUUAUUGGAAUCCGUUAGUUUGGUUGAAAUCAGUGCCAGAGACAUAAGAGUGAGAUUGUCUUUAAACACAAGCAUUCCUGACACUGCUGAAUUCACAGAAAACGGCCUACAGAGAAGUAUUUCAACGGAUACGACAGAUGAUAUUGCAGUACCAGAAGAACAGGUAUUCCUCCAAAACUUACACACAAUGUAUGAUCAGCAUAAAAUGAUGUUGGUCCCCCCAUCGUCGACGAGAACUUCAAGAUCCAUCGAACGCAAUCGUUCAGUUCAGGUCAACACCAUACCCAUGAACGACAGAUGGAAAUCGGUGGAAAUAAAAGUAUUCUUAAAAUCAUUUUCUACAACUCUUUCGACUGAACUGAGAACUCCCCGAGAAAGAUGCGAACUCGCCAGUUUCACCUGUGAUAACGUCGCUGUGGGAAUCACACAGACUGAUGUCCUGACCGUUAAUCUAGUAGUCUCCGACAUACAAUUUGACAAUCAACUGUAUUCAAGGGAGUCGUACGACUUCCCGGUGGUGUUCAUCGGCCAGGCCCAAAAUCAGGACCGCAAACUCGGUUCUUUAAACGUGCCCAUCGAGGUUCUCCUUCUAGACACCACCGACGCCCUCCUGGUGGUGGACGCGGUCCUCGAAUCGUUCCCGGACCCGGUGCGCAAUUCCAAAAUAACGUGUGCCAAAAGCGUGAACAUCUCACUGCAACCGAUCAGCUGUUACAUAGAGGACGUGUACAUCACGCGCUUGAACAACUGCCUCAAGAUAUUCUCGCCCUCGAAACUCGUACUGUGGGCGCCUCCCAAAGGUUUGAUGACUACGAACCGGAGCAGGUUUGUCUACGUACCGGACAUCAUAGCUUGGCAACUAGCUUUGGCGUCGUCACCUUUGACCGUCUCUGCGAUCACCAUAUCACCAGUGUCGAUUUUGUUGUCGGUACAUUGUUCCAUCAAGUUGUACAUCGCGUUGGACCAGUCGCCGCUGCAGUUCGGCAAGUUCGAAAGGCGGAGACUCUUCACCACGCCCUACAGACUGGGCCACGCACUGACCAUGCACUACCUGUCCGGCGCAAUAUUCCGGGCCGGCUGGGUGGUUAGUUCGCUGGAACUGCUGGGCAGUCCCGGAGGUUUGGCCCGGGCUAUGGGCACCGGACUCCGAGAUUUCGUCAGUUUACCCUACAGAGGUCUGGUGCAAGGACCGAUGGCGUUUUUACGCGGCGUCACCCAGGGAUCCGCCUCAUUGAUGUGGCACAUCACGUCCGGCACGUUGCAGAGCGUCACGAAGCUGGCAUCGAGCGUUGCCAGGAAUUUAGAUCGGUUGACGUUGGACGAGGAGCACUUGCGCAGAACGGAGGAACAAAGGCGACAGCGACCGCAGGGACUGGCGCAAGGAUUCAUGCAGGGUCUUACUGGAUUAGGCAUAAGUAUAUUAGGAGCAGUGGGUGGCAUAGCACACCAUCCUCUGCAAUCUGUGAUGUCCGACGGAGCGUCCCCUCGUGCUCUGGCAGCGGGUGUAGGCUUGGGACUUGUGGGAGUCAUAACCAAGCCUCUGAGUGGUGCAGCUGAAUUAUUGGCACUCACCGGACAAGGCUUACUCCAAGGGGCUGGCUGGAAUUCACUUCCAGAAGCUAGAAAUCAACCUGUUUUGUUCCAAAUCUACACCAGUCCCAAUUCAGUUGUAAAAUACAGUUGGAAACUAUCCAGCGCAUUGUCCAACUCUAACAUAUUAUACGCAACAGACGCAACUUUAAUAAACAACUCCGAUUUCGAAGCUACCGCUUUAAUACUAACAUCCGAGGCCUUAGUCAUAAUUAACACAGAAGAAGACAGGACUGAUAAAGUAUUGAGCCUAUCCGAGUUGAGCUCCAUUCCCAGCACGGAUCCAACACUUCUAAUAUUAAGCGUGACACCCAAAAUACAACCGAUUAAACAGGAUGAUGAAAACGCAAUUCAAAUGGAUCCCGUAUCUAGAGCUAGAGUGGCAGAUUACGUAAGGAACACCGUCGGUUUGCUCAAUUUGCAGGAGAACGUGAGCUCGGAAAUUAGUGUGUCGCCGUUGGUGAGCCCCGCAAUGUCCACCACGUCCGCUCAAGAUUUAUCAACCACGUAUUCGUUUUACGUUAAUCCGCAGAACAAAAGCUACUUCCUGUGUAUACUAUCCUUGGCUCAACAACAACAUCCCAAUUAUCAUUUUCCAGUAUUGUGAAAUUGUGAUUUUAAUAUAUUAGAUACCGUAUAAGAUCCGUGACUGUAUUUUAUUAUUUUGAAUAUACAUUAUUGUUAAAACUUU